UAUUGACAACCACACCAUCUCUCAUUGGCACCACCAGCUGAAGAGAGUUUUCUCCCUAAUUGUCUGCCCCAGUCUUUCCCCGAGUCUAUCACAGAGAGGUUUGUGAAGAAACAAAAGAAUAAUCAAUUCAUACGCUCUACUAUGGCACAGUUUGGCUGUAAUAUUUUUGCUUUGAUGGUUUAUUUCUCUCUUUCUUUGAAGACAUCUGCUACUAAGUUACUUUGUCCUGAUGUUUAUUUAUCAGACAUCAUCCCAAAUGUCCAUGCUAUCUGUGGAGAUCAAAACUCGUAUGAUGGAGGACUACAAUUGGCUGUUCAUGCAAAUGUUUGUGAAAACAAAUCAACAAUGCAAACAGUUUGUGGUAAGACCUUUUUUAAACUCCGCAAGUUAUUUUACAGUUACCGGUAAGUCUAGACCCGGGAGAACAAGCAGAAGCGUAACCUGGAAGCCUAGAACCAAAAUAUCAAGCAGAAGACCAGUUACGGCACACAGAAACUCUGAAGAAAAACAUCUCUGUCCGUCUGUCUGUUUUUUGGAGUUUGAGUGUGAUGUGGAGGGUUCUGUCCUAACUAACUUUCUUGGUCUUUUCUUUCAAUGUUAUUUUAUAUGGUGGAUGGUUAAUGCACUAUUUGUUUUAGCAGUAUCCACAGAUUGUUUUUCAAAGUUAGGGUGGAAGAGGACAGAGUAAGUUUCCUGGGGUUUAGAAGGUGUGGUGUGCACGAUGGAUUCUCAGCCUAGCGCGGAGGAGACGCUGUCGAUACGGCAUGGAUUCAGGUGUGUUCCUGAGAAUGUUAAAGUGGAGGAGGUUUUGCUUGCAGUCGGUGAACAGCCAUCAUUUUCAGGAAGACCGAGAACUUGCCCCUUGAAUCCCUUCAGUUCAUCUGUCUGCCACUGACUAAUGUACUAAAUACUAUGAUCAUACAUGGUAUCGACAAGUGCGGUGAAUUUUUAUUCACCCGGUUCAAAGGCUGCAAACUUUCAAGCCAGCAUGGAAUUCCAGACUGCACCAUCAACAUCAUGCCAAAUUGUGAAAAAUGCAAAAAAAAGCAUCAAAAUAAUAGUGUGGAUCAAUGGAUCUUUCUCUCUAUGGACAUGCAAGAUCGAAGUCAGAACAGCGCUUGUAUAACUAAAAAUAACAUCACAACCAUCAUCAAUGAAACGUUUUUUCCAAGUGUGAAAAUAUGUGAUUGUGAAGGCAUUGAAAAGACAUUUAAGAAGAAUGACCUAACCUCUGUCGAUGACUUGAACAGAGAUUGUAAAGGAAAGGAAGAAACAGUAUACCAUUGCGAGAAGUUGCAUUCCAUGAAAAACACAUUUCAACAAAUUACCAAGCAGGGACCUCAGAAAGUGAUCCUAGACAGCAUCAAAGGCUCAGUGACAUCACAUCAGAAGAACAAUUUGCUAAACUUUAGAAUGGCUCUACCCUCCACCAAUUAUGCAACGUUGGAGGAGAUGGAUGAUAUUUGGUUGGAGAUUCCUACUGAGGCCUUACGUGUUUUCCUGGGAGACACGGCAGAGGAAGUUAACCUGGGAGUAUUUUGGUUUGAGCAUCACAGCAUGUUCCCGGUGGAGGAGAACAACACUGAGCUCCUAAACAGUCGAGUGGUAUCCGUCGAUGUGGGAGAGGACAUCUCAGGCCUCAGUAGCUAUCUUAAGAUCACGUUCAUCUUCCAGAAUGCAUCAGUGGAAAACAAAUCACUAGUAUGUGUGUUCUGGGAUGUUGAAAAUGAUACUGUUGCACAUUGGAAUUCCUCUGGAUGUGUCACUGAGACAAAGGAAAAUGAAACAGUGUGCUCUUGUAACCACCUUUCAUUCUUCGCUGUACUUAUGUCUCCGGUCAGUGGCUCCAGUGCCAGUCUGAGCUCCUCCUCUGUGUGGUUGCUGACAUUGUUGUCCAGGGUGGGCUGUGGAAUAUCCCUCUGUUUCCUGUGUCUGGCUCUCCUCAUCCACCUCAGAAGGGGAAAAUCUGAUGAUUCCCUGUGCAUCCACAUCCACCUGUGCGUGGCGCUGCUGUGCCUCAACCUAACCUUCCUCAUCAACGACAGCCUAGCCUCCCUUGGUGUCCAUGGCCUGUGUGUUGCUAUGGCAGCAGCCACCCACUACUCUCUGCUGUGCACCCUCACCUGGUUCUCCCUGGAAGGCUUCCACCUCUAUCUGCUCAUCAUCCGGGUCUUCAACAUCCACAUCAACAGAUACCUCCUCAAACUGGGCCUGGUAGGAUGGGGAAUACCUGGCAUAGUAGUUACCAUAAUUGUUGCUUGUGGCAAAUAUGGAGAAUACAGAAUAUACCAGCAAGACGGUGGUGCUAUUCAAAUGUGCUGGCUGACUGACUCUGCUCUGACCACGGUGUCCUUCUCGUACUUCGUGCUGACAUUCGCGGUGAACAUGCUGUGCUUUGGGUCUGUGACAGUGAAGGUGGUGAGGGCCCACCGUCAGAGUCCUGUCCUGAGGGAGAGGGUUAUGAACAGGGGGACAGUACUCAGUCUGCUGGGUCUGGCCUGGCUCCUGGGGGUCUCCUGGGGGGUCCUGCUCUUCCAGUUUGGCCCCCUGAGGGAGACAGCCUUCUAUAUCUUCUGCACCAUCAACUCUCUCCAUGGCCUCUUCCUCUUUCUACGCUAUUGGGCUUUAACUCGGCCAGAGAAGGCAUCUAUCUCCAUGGCAACCAGUGUAUCUUCUUGAACUGAGAUGCAUCCAGCUGAGAGGCCAGUCCCUGACUAACAUGGUUAAACCUUCUACUACUAAUACCGCUGCUUCCAUUUUAUUACAUAAGUAUAAUGUUUAGUAUGUUGGUUUAUAACUUUCACUAUAGGCAAACCUAAACAUACUUUAUAAAUCGUAAUUACAAAAUUAAAACUUGUUUCCAGGUUUGCUCGUAAGCUUACUGUGCUCAUAAUACUUUUUUUAACUUUUCAAAGUUGUGCUGUUUAUUGCACUUUGUGCAUUUUGUUGUAUUUUGUGACCCACCUUCCAUGCAUAUUCAGUUUUGAUGUGUAUAGUCCUAGGCAAACAUCUAUUAGGUUCAAGUGAUUUUCAUCUCUGAAAAUAAUCAAAUACGUUUGGAUACCCAAUCGAUCACUCACCGUCGUACACGAGGGUAAGAUGAUGUAGUCGACUGUGAAUUGGUGCCUUUCUGUGUCUUUGACUGUUAUCAAAAACCCUCUGAAAGAUAUGCUCUUUUUUUUUGUCCAAUUUUAAUUUUAAUUCCCUUUUGGUUUUUGCAGAAUAGGUGUACAGUAUAUAACCUCCUAGCCUAUGGGCUACCUGAGAGAACAUUAGACCUACAAGUAGAUUGUACCUUAGCAUAACACCAUAUUUGCAGGGAUAGGAAAUCAAUGUUUAGAAAUGAACAUUUUUAAAUUGUGUAAAUAAUUCCAUAAGAAUUUGAAAGGGGGAGAUGCCUCACAAGCCUCUCUGGGGUUUUCUACCUCUUCUGCACAUGCUCUUUUUGUUUUCCUUUUACUUUGUGAUCAUAUUGUUUUGUAUUUUCUUGUGUGCCAUUAAAAAAAUAAAAAAUAAAAAUAGAUAUCC
This is a messenger RNA of Oncorhynchus kisutch (coho salmon), 3528 nucleotides long. Its product is annotated as adhesion G protein-coupled receptor G3. Gene Ontology annotation, molecular function: G protein-coupled receptor activity. Gene Ontology annotation, biological process: adenylate cyclase-activating G protein-coupled receptor signaling pathway; cell surface receptor signaling pathway. Bases 913 to 2679 code for a protein of 588 amino acids. NCBI's taxonomy places the organism in Eukaryota, Metazoa, Chordata, Actinopteri, Salmoniformes, Salmonidae. The transcript has 17 exons. The record is from RefSeq and is a predicted model, not a curated record. Gene Ontology annotation, cellular component: plasma membrane.